AUGGAUGCUGUAUUGGGCGCGCGGCUUGGCAUCUCUUCCAUCACAGCUGCAGCCAUUGGAUUGUUCUGCAGCGAUUCAUGCGGGGUCCUGUUUGGUGGGACCAUCGAAUCGUUCGCCGGAAGGCUUGGACUGCCCACUGCGAAUUUAACGUCCGAGCAGCUGGAGAUGCCGGAGACCAAACGCGUGGCAACUUUGGGCCGCCUUGUUGGUGUCCAGCUUGGUGUACUCCUUGGCAGCACGACUCUACUGCUGCAAGGUGGUGGGGACGCUGACAAGAAUUCAGCUCAAGAGACGGUUUGCCCAGCUGACCUCCCCUCGCAUUUAGCAGCUACAACUGCCAUUACGACGGCGGCCGACGUUGUCGUGUUUUCCAAACCUGGCUGUCCGUUUUGUGAAAAGGCGGAAAACAUGUUGCUCGCCAGCGGAGUAGCUUUUCGCAAGGUACCACAUGACUUGCACCAGAAGAAUUUACAAGAGUUGACUUCUUCGACGGCUGCACCUUCCAUCUGGAUGCAUGGAAAGUAUGUCGGCAACAAGUAUAUUGACGGAGGCCACCGACAGCCAUCUCAUGAUCUUGCUGUUCACCGACGUGAGAGCUGA
This is a messenger RNA of Symbiodinium sp. CCMP2456, 600 nucleotides long. NCBI's taxonomy places the organism in Eukaryota, Dinophyceae, Suessiales, Symbiodiniaceae. The record is from the annotation of a GenBank genome assembly.